Truncatella angustata is the source of this 1506-nucleotide messenger RNA. RefSeq lists its product as uncharacterized. Gene Ontology annotation, biological process: osmosensory signaling via phosphorelay pathway. Gene Ontology annotation, molecular function: phosphorelay response regulator activity; protein kinase activator activity. Gene Ontology annotation, cellular component: Mcs4 RR-MAPKKK complex. The annotation marks the transcript as partial. Lineage: Eukaryota; Fungi; Ascomycota; Sordariomycetes; Amphisphaeriales; Sporocadaceae. The record is from RefSeq and is a predicted model, not a curated record. The transcript has 2 exons.
AGCGGAAACAUGGUGACCAGGAAGAUCUGGGUCAAGCGACCAGGGGCUUCGGCCACCAUGGUCACAAUCAACGAAGAGGAUUUGGUCGACGAUGUGCGCGACAUGAUCCUACGCAAAUACGCCAAUUCCCUCGGCCGCCAGUUCGACUCUCCAGACCUCACAAUCCGCAUCGCUCCAAAGGAACAGAACCCUCGUCACCUCCAACCAGACGAACCGAUGGGAAGGACGAUCGAUGCAUAUUUCCCAGGCGGACAAACCGUGGACGACGCCCUUCUGAUCGACGUUCCAACACGCAGAACUCCGAAAGCGUCACCCAAUAUCAGAUACUACAGCGACGAUGUCAACAGGCCUCACGAAUCAGGGACCGAGUACUUUCCACCAUAUCCCCCGGCAGCUCAAUCACACGCAACACUAGCCACCAACGGAGGCGCAAUGCACAUGACUCCUUCCAUGGCCAUUCUCAACAACGGUCAAUUGCCUCCAUUACCCUCUCCUGGCGGUAGCGCUGCGAGACGUCUGGCUGCGAGGCCGAAGAUACAGAGAUUGCAUACUGCUUCUCCGAUAUCGACUGCCACCAGUCAUGUAUCGCACACACAACACCCAGUACCGGUUCCGGCAAGCAUUGGUACGCACACUUAUACUACAAGACCUCAGCGAUCAAGGACUCACUCAGGUGCCUCCACAGAUCAGACAAACCAUGCCGCUCAUCCGCAUGCUCACCCGCCUCCGAGCGCUCCUCCGAUGCCCACACCUCCCGCACCGGAACGCAUUGCCACUCCCCCACCUCCCAGGGUGGCAUCGCCUCGGUCUUUUGCACGCCCCAAGAAGAAGAAGACCAUGGAGGCCCCGUCACUUCCACCUGGCAUGCUGAACGGCAGUGUUCCGCCCAUCAAUGUUCUGAUCGUCGAAGACAACAUCAUCAACUUGAAACUACUCGAAGCUUUCGUCAAACGACUCAAGGUUAGAUGGCAAACAGCAAUGAAUGGCCGAGACGCUGUUACCAAGUGGAGAUCGGGUGGGUUUCAUUUGGUCUUGAUGGACAUUCAGCUACCAAUCAUGAAUGGUCUGGACGCUACUCGCGAAAUCAGAAGAAUCGAAAAAGUCAACUCGAUAGGCGUCUUCUCCUCAUCUGCCAGCCGAGCUCCAGAUGAGGUUCAAGGCGAGCUGGACGAAAAGGAUAAGCUUCCGAACACGGAGAUGUUCAAGAGCCCUGUAAUUAUUGUAGCCUUGACAGCCAGUUCCCUUCAGAGCGACAGACACGAAGCCUUGGCUGCUGGCUGCAACGAUUUCUUGACAAAGCCCGUAAACUUUGUCUGGUUAGAGAGAAAGGUUAUGGAGUGGGGAUGUAUGCAAGCCUUGAUCGAUUUUGAUGGUUGGAGAAAGUGGAAGGACUUCUCGCAAAAGGCACUGGAGGAUGAGUCAGCUAAAAAGGCUGCCGCCGCAAAGGCCAAAGCGAAGAAGCGGCAAUCAGUGUCUGGAGCAGCAACAGCUACGGCUGCUGCUUAA